AUGGAUGAUUUGCUGGGCGAGGACUGGCAAAAGCCGGCAAAGCCAGCAGCACCACCCAGCAACACUUCCCAGAACCCAAGCACAUUCGCGUCGAGCUAUAGCAGUUUGCGCGCAAGUCCUGCCCUGCCACCCUCGAGAAUCGCAUCACCGGCUAUCAGUAGGCCGACGAGCACCGUGAAUGGAAGUGGUCAUGCAAAGUCAACUGGCGGCGAUGCCUUUGGCAAUCUCUUGGGAUCCAAAAAGCCAGCCAGUAGCAGUAUCUCUAUACAGGAAAGGCAGAAGCAGCUGAUGGAGGAGAAGCGGCGCCAGCAGGAGCAACAGGGACAGCAAUGGGAUACGCUGGGAAGUGGCAGAGGAACACCAGAGAUACGUGGUUCCCAUUCACCUAUACCACAGCAAUCACAGGAUGCGGAGGACGAUAUCAUGGCUGCCUUCAAUAGAGACGCACCUGUGGAUAGAUCAAGCCACUUUCCCCCGCCCAUCUCAAGUCCUACUAGCGGUCAAACCACACCUGCAUUCCAGCCAAUAGCAGCGCAGAUACCUACAAGCAAUGCCGACUUUGACGAGGACGAUGACCCUUUUGGGCUAGGAUCUGUGCCUAAGCAGAGUAACGGCCAUUCUACAGCUCCCAUCGGACAGUCAAAUGGUGAUGAUGAUAUACUUGGCGACCUAGGAAAGCCUGUGACGGCUCGUCCUGUUCAGACGAAUCGUCCAGCGGAGCGCGUGGAAGUAUCAGAGGCAUUCGCCAUUGACGAGCCGGAGGAUCGAGCGCUGGCGGAGCUCAUAGACAUGGGCUUUCCUACGGAUAACGCUAAAUUGGCAUUGUCAGAGAAUGGCGGCAACGUGCAAGCUGCAGUCGGAUGGCUUUUGCAGCAGGCACACGAGGAAUCCAAGCAAAAGGCGAGAGCUGAAGCUGGUGAUCGACGUCAGAGUCCACCUGCUGCAAGCAGGAAUUUGCAAGGAACUCAUCGGGACCAAGAUCAGGUACCGGCAUGGAUGCGCGAAGCGUCACGGCCGGGCUCAGCUAGUGCUCGGCGGCAAGAUAGCAGAUCCCCAGCAAACAGCGAGAAAGACCCAGCAGCUGUGGCGCAGGAAUAUGGCACCAAGUUCCUGAAGGGCGCGACAUCGCUCUGGAAAGCCAGUCAGAAACAAAUGGCAAAAACUGUUGCUGAGUUCCAGCAAGACCGUGACCCCAGCCAACCGAAGUGGAUGCAGGAACCGGCGACAGCUCCCAGCAGGUCGAGCAGUCAGCAACGUCAGGAUCUGGCUCGUGCCAAGCAACGCGAGAUACAGGCCACUGACGAGGCAGCAAUGCUCGACGCACCACGCGAGCGGCCUCAAAAGACCGCAAGGCAUGCUGCGCCAGAGCGUCUUUCUCCGCCGAUCUCCAGCUUUCGCGAUCCUGAAGAAACGCUGGCGCAUAGACCUGCAGCACAACCAAAGCGAACACAUCAGCCAGCGCCAGCACAGGCCCAACGAGCUCCCGCAAAGAUAACCAGGGAAGAAAUUGAAGUCCAAGCAGCCCAGGCGUACGUCAGCUCCGCACGCCGAAGAAAACCGACUCCACAGCCUCAGCACCCACCUGAACCAGAAGUCGAUCUUUUCAAUUCCGCGCUACCUCCACCCGCUCAGUCUGCACCAGUUGCCACGAAAUCUUCCACACGAGCCACCCCAUCACCGGCUCCUGCGCGACCGAAGGCACCACCUCGGAAUGUGCCGAGCAUCUCCCCAUCUGCCCUAGCAACAUCUGCUCAGCACCGGAAAGCAGGCGGAGAAGCAUUCAAGCGUGGUGACUAUGCUUCUGCGCAUGACUCUUAUGCUGCAGCUCUCCGGCCACUUCCCGCAUUACAUCCUCUCACAAUUGUAGUGCUCAGUAACAGGUCUCUGACUGCUCUCAAGACCGGUGACCCAAAGUUAGCUAUAUCCGAUGCAGAUCAGGCUCUUACGGUCAUCGGUGCUGGUCAGGGUAUCGGUGAAACCAUAGAUAUGGGUGCCGGUGAAGGCACGAAAGAUAUGCGUGAAUUCUACGGGAAAGCUGUCAUGCGCAAGGCCGAGGCCCUUGAACAUCUUGAGAAGUGGAAUGAGGCCGCUGCUGUGUGGCGCAUUGCGAUCGAAGGUGGUAUCGGAGGCGCAGUAAGAGACUUAAGACUAGCGCCUAACAACCUCAGAACCUAA
Molecule: messenger RNA, 2175 nt
Organism: Sphaerulina musiva SO2202
Lineage: Eukaryota; Fungi; Ascomycota; Dothideomycetes; Mycosphaerellales; Mycosphaerellaceae
Exons: 2
Coding region: 1-2175 (724 amino acids)
Cellular component (GO): mitochondrion; cytosol
Molecular function (GO): heat shock protein binding
Source: RefSeq, a predicted model, not a curated record